Molecule: messenger RNA, 4568 nt
Organism: Danio rerio (zebrafish)
Lineage: Eukaryota; Metazoa; Chordata; Actinopteri; Cypriniformes; Danionidae
Source: RefSeq, a predicted model, not a curated record
UUGCGAAUCAACCAUUAAAUUGCUCCCUCCGUGUUGCCCUUCACAUCCAAUCAGUUAUACAUUUCAUAUCCUAAUGACAUUAAUGUCAUGUGUUAAGUCCCCCCACAUAUUUCCAACAAAACAUUUUUUCUUCUUAGCAAAGGUCUGACCUCACCCAUUCAUUUCAUCUACAUAAUAACCGAGGAGAGGUCUUGACGUGCGUAGUGGUCUAUAGCGAGAAGAUCUGGGCUGCAUCUUCAGAAGACGCAUUUUUCGUUACUCCUCUAACCUUAAGGGGGCUUUUUAGCUUUUGGUUAGCUAUCCGUUUCUGGAAAACAUCUGAAUCAUUUUAUAACCAAAGCCAGCUGCUCCACAAGUCUAUGCGCGCGUGCGUGUGUGUGUGAGUGUGUAUUCGUUUGUAUGAGGAAGAGGGAGAGAGUGUGAGAGUAUCUGUUCGCUUUGCUCUCCAAAAAGGAAGAAAAAAACGUUUGGACGUCUUUUUCCUCCCGAAACUUUUUUUUAGGAAUGAACGCCGAGACGUGCGUUUCAUACUGCGAAAUGACAUCCAUGGAUUCAUAUUAUAGCCCAUCUGCACCGCAAGGUAGGGAUCACCAGGCGAACCCUUUCAGGACAUUCCAAGCGAGUGACACCAAAUACAGCCCCGCUUUCCUGACCAACAAAGGUCAGGGGUACGGGGAAAAAUCUGGGAGCCCGUUCCAACAGGAAUGCCAGUCAUUGGAUGCCACUGCUGGGGAAGGCACCUUUAACAAAUACCACCUCUUCAUGCAGAGGUCCUCCUGCAAAACUCCUCCAGACAGCAGCAAACUCCAGCAGGAAAACAGCGGACACAACGGAGGGCUCAUCGCGUGUUAUGGUAAAGACAGCACAGGGUUGACAGAUUCCGAGUUGCCCCAAAACAGUGAUCCAGCAGGGAUGGAUGGCAGCUACCUCAGCGUAAAGGAUUCAGGAGUGAAGAGCCCGCAGCAGGCAACCUCAGAACUGGCCUCUCCACUGGACAAAACCGAAGGAGAGAGCAACAAGGGCAAGAAAAGACGCAACCGUACCACCUUCACAAGCUAUCAGCUGGAGGAGCUGGAGAAGGUCUUUCAGAAAACACACUAUCCUGAUGUCUACGCCCGGGAACAACUCGCACUGAGAACUGACCUGACAGAAGCCAGAGUACAGGUGUGGUUCCAAAACCGCAGAGCCAAGUGGCGGAAGAGAGAGCGUUUCGGACAGAUGCAACAGGUCCGGACACAUUUCUCCACAGCCUAUGAACUUCCACUUCUCACUCGGCCUGAGAACUACGCUCAGAUUCAGAACCCUUCUUGGAUAGGCGGCAGCAGUGCAGCAUCUCCAGUGCCUGGCUGCGUCGUACCAUGUGACUCGGUCACUUCCUGUAUGCCACCUCAUCCACAUGCUGCUAGCGGAGUGUCUGACUUCUUGGGUGUGCCCAGUCCUGGAAGCCACAUGGGACAGACACAUAUGGGCAGCUUGUUUGGGAGUCCAGGCAUGGGCACUGGCAUUAAUGGGUACGACUUAAACAUGGACCCCGACCGGAAAUCCUCCAGCAUUGCAGCACUGCGAAUGAAAGCUAAAGAACACAGUGCAGCCAUCUCUUGGGCUACAUGACUCCCCCAACAUCAGGACGUUAUCUCUGAAGUCCCUCAACAAAUAAGAGGAGGAGCAAAUGUGAACAUCAGUUAGCCACCAACGCAUGACCUGCGAACGAGGAGUGUGUGGAUUGAUAAAGACAAUGAAGGGUAAUAGAAAAAACCAUGAGAUUUAUUUCGAUCUGAAAUCUAGAGAGACAAGGGUAAAUCAGAGAUCAUAAAACGGAGAAUGUUCUGGCUUUAAAACAAGAAAGAAAUACAAGAAAGAAGACAGAAACUUGACAUUUGAAUGCAUAAAAGAAUUACACAAGAAUGAAAAAAAAACACUGCACUUAUCCGCCACCAGUGUCCCAUUUGUAAACACACAUGAAUUUAUCUAAGAGCAUCUGGCUUUGGGCUCAGCAAUAUCAAAACUUAUUAAUUCUUGUUCUGUCACAGAUUCCUUUUUCCAUACAUGCCAAUUCAACAAGAUUCACAAUACAGAGUUUCUCACAAUCUCAUUGUAGCCUAUUUCCAAACAGCUAACUAGACAUCUAAAGAAGGCUUCCUGGUUCCUUAACGUAUUGUAUCCGUGGUACAAGCAGUCUAACAAGUGCCUUAACACAGUACAAACCCAAUAUUACAUAAUUAAUGACCAAAAGAUUAAGAGUGGGAUUGUCGGUCGAGAACGCAAUCCAUCACUUAUAAUUUCUUUUUCAAUUUUACUGCAAGAAAGAGUUGCUCUAAAGCCUUUUGGCAAGAUACAGAUCCAUCAUAGCAGCUGUUAAUUUGAAAGUCAAACAUCACAAUAAACCACAAUCUACAAUGUGUAAAGGAUUCAAAACGAGUUGUGGAAUUUGUUUAGAUUGCAAUAUCUUUGCAUCUUUUCAGCAAUUGUUUGUUCUGUAGCUACCCUGGCCCCAAUCUCUACGUCCAGGGUGUGUAAAAUGUACAGUGUUGUGGCUGCCUGAAAUUUGAGCCAUGAUUCAUUAAUUUAUUGGCAGUACUUCUCAUUUUGCCAUCUUAAAUAUAACUAUCAACUUGCCGAUCUGUGCCUCAUCCACCACCAUUCGGAUUGGAAGCAAUACUGAGCUCUGGCAUGUAAUUACUGACUUUGCCAUUCACUAAGGUGACAGAAAUAGAAAGCCCCAUUUCAAGGUAGUACAAGCUUUCUGAUUUUCCCAGAGUCAGAUUCAAAUGAGGUAAAACAAAGCUGUUUGAAAUCUGCAGCCGAAUUUGAUACGUUCUGCCCCUUGGAGAAGCCAUUUCUAAUUUGUAAAUGAGAACCACAUUUCCUUUCCUUCCUUCUGCUAUGCAAUGUAUCUGGAUCCCCGGAGAUAUGUACAUAUACACACAACUUUUUUAUUAUAAUACCAGAGCAGUGACUUACCUGGAUUAGGGGGGUCACAACAUGGAAUCAUGUUUCAUAUCGAGUUUGUUUUAAGAAUGACAGAAAACUGGAAUUCUAUUACAUAUUGUAAAUACAUAAUGGACUAAUUGAAACACGUUAGAGUCUUACACCUAAUGGUGAGGUUAUACGAUAUCCAAAGUAUAGAGGCUACCUGAAGUUUGAGCCAUGCUUCAUUAUUUUUGCAGAAGUCUUCACUGAAUCACAUGACUGAGAAUCUCAUCCCUCAACUCACAAAAUGCACUUCCUGAAAAAAAAAAAAAAUCUGCGAUAAUGUUAAUGGGAUUUCCAUUAAUGCUCUUAUGCUCUUAUGCUCUUUCAGACCAAGGAUCUACAAUGAUAAUACAAAUCAAUCUAAUUUUAAAAAUAGAAACAAAGGCAUCACUUUCAAAUUAUCUCCAGCUGAUACACUGAAUAAAUACUGACAUCAGAAUCCAAUCCAUCCUAGAUGAAAAAGCUAAAGCAUUAAAAAUAGUGGUCAAAAUGGACCUUAAUGUGGAUUGGUGAGGAUGCCAAUAAACUUACCAUUCCUUAAAUCACAGGUGUCAAGUUCCAACACUACUCCAACACACUUACCUGUAGGUUUCAAACAAGCCUAAAGGACUCAGUUUGAUUAGAAGUCUUUAAUUAGGGUUGAAUCUAAACUGUGCAGAGCUACAGCUCCCCGAAAACUGCAUUUGACACCUGUGCCUAAAAUGGUAAACAUGUAAUUCUUACGGUAAACUUACCAUUCCUUAAGCCUUAAAACUACCAAUUGUUACUAAAGUAGGCAAUUCAACCUUCAGCCCUCAUUGACCACCAUGAGAAGUUCUGCCAGUGCAUAGAUUUGGUCUUUAAGAGGUUAGUGAGAGGGUGAAGCGACUAAAGUGUUCCGGUGUUCUGGGAAAGGACAAUCCACACAGCUGUGUGUGAAGUAAAUGCAAAACAAACAUGCCUUGCUCAUGCUUCCCUUCAGCUGUCAUGGCUCUUCUUUCAAAGCCCCUUGCUGAACAGCGACGACCCAGCCAAAGCAUCAGUCCUCAGCGACUCCGAGUCACUGCACACUCGUGCUCUCUGGCAGUCUUUUUAAUUAACACUGAGACAUCUGUGGAGAGGGAUUCUGUGACAGAACAGAGCAGCCUGGGCUGUGUGUUUGCCUAUCUAUAACUAUAGUGGAGCCAUCAGGGGCAUCAGCGAAUCUUAGGUCAACACUAUUAUUAGUUUGUGUAGAACCAGCACAUUUACAUACCAUAAAAUGAGCUAAUCUGCAUAUCACCCAAGUCAUCACAUUUGCUUUUAAAUCUCUUGUAUUUCGUUCAAAGGUAAAUAAAUGUAAAAUAGUCAUUGAAUAGUUCAGGAUUGUAAAGUACCAUAACGGUAAACGGUACCUUGAAGAUGCCUACGAGUUACAGAGAUGCUUGCGUUUCUGUUCCAUCUCUCAAAACGUAUACUACUGAAGAAGGCAUAUCCAAGUACUACAAUAAUAUAAUGCUUUUUUUUUGCGUGUGGUUGCAUGUGUACGGUUUUCUUUGGAUUCCUUUCUUGCAUAAAAAAAACUCUUGGAGCCGUUCUUUUGUAAAAAAUAUCCUUAUUAGAAAUAUAUUAUUUUA